AUGUUUUUUUUUGCUGGAUGUGGUGAGAUAUUUGCUGAUGAUCUCGUAUCACCUGAGGGGGUUCUUAGCCCAGAGCGUCACAAAGUUGCCUGUGAACCUCCAAAACAAAGCCCUACUACUGCAGGUUUCCAGGGAGGUAAGGAAUGUCUGGCCUCUCCAGCUCACGCUGAGGUCUUGGACAUGUUUGGGUUGUGGGAAACCCUAAACAGAACUUUGCUAUUAGGGCAAAGUUCAAAAGCACCAGGACAUGCAACAAAAUCCACAACACCUAUCACAAAAUCUCCUUCCACAACCAAGUCUGAAGAUGUAACAGCAAAUACACCACGACCUGUAGAAUCCGAGAUCAGGGAAUUUAAUACUUAUGUGAUAACACCCAAAAGUGACAACCAAGGGAACACCAGUGAUGAGGGCUACUGUGAUCAUGUUUCUCCUGGUUUUGAGGACCACAGCAGAAGUUCCCUCAGUCCAGUGCAUUCCAGUAAGUUCCCUAGGGAUACGUACAGUGGAGAUGCUCUUUAUGAGCUAUUCUGUGACCCAAGCGAGGCAGAGAUUACCCCGAUCUUUGAUGACGAGCUCGAUCUAACAGACAGCAUUGUUGGCCAGUGCAGUGAUCUUCCAUUGUCCAUGUACAGCUUCCAUGUUGGAGCAGAGGAGAAUCUUGCCCCACCUUUGGCUCAGGACUUUGUUGGUCAAGAGCUUCUGCAAAGUAAAUGGAUGGGGAAGGAUUGCUUACUAAAGCUUUGUGACACUGAGAUAUCUAUGGCUAUGGGUAUAGUUAACUGGCUAAAGCAUAGGACAGACAAAAGCAACCCAACAGAAUUGAGAUCUUCAAAAAUUAACAGGGAAGAUGCAAGAGAUGCAUGUCUGAGAUGCAAAACCCAGUCAGCAAGGGUUAGAAAACCAACAAAAGGAGCAAGAACUGUUAUCGGUAGAGGAGACACUGUUAAUUUCAAAGAGUCAAGUCAAAAAAGUGUUGGUGUUCUGCCCUCAAAAUAUGAUGCAAAUACAGUGAUGUCAACCUUGGCCUCUCCAGAGAGCCAACCCAGGACCCCAAUGAGUGGUGUGUGUUUCAGGAUAUUCAAUAUCGACUCUCCUAUGACUCCAGGUAGAGAUUUGCAGUCCCCAGUGGUAAGCUCCCCUGGCUCUGGGACAAGGUCUUUGUUUGUGUUGGCCAUAAACAAGGAUUCUCUUUGUGAAUCCUGCAAGAAUUCCCUGAAAAAUGGAGCUAAAGAAAUGCACCUGUGCCGUUCUUGUAUCUCCCUCAUUGAGCACAUCAAGACUUCAGACCUUUGGGCCCAUGCCAGUCUUCCCAGAUCCACUCCAGCUCCACAGCCAAUAACCAGAGACCUAUUCUCUCCAGCCAGCACCUGUGGGAUAAGAAGUGACAUCAGCAUAGCUUCCCUUGUUGAGCAGUGUGCUAGUCAAUUGUCUUCUUUGAAAAUCAACUUAACUCAAGCUCACUCAAGCUGUAAGAUACGAGAUGCCCUUGUGCUUGAUCAAGGGGCAAAACGGAACAAAGAACAGUCUGAAAAAUACAUAAAGUCAAAGCACAAGAAAAGGCCAGUGGCAACUACUGAGAGAGGCUUGCAUGCUAGACAUCGCUUGAGGAGGUCCAGCUUUUCUGAAGAUGUGAAACCUUCCCUUUUAGAGAUGGAGGGACUUGUCACUACCAAUGCUUCCGAUGAUUUGGUGUUGGAAACUUAUGGUCCAUGUGAUGUUGAAUCUGGUGAUGCAGACGUAUCUCAAGCUACCAGGCCUACAUCUCUUCCUCUCAUGGCCUCUGCCUCUUCAGAUUUUUUUUGCAGAGAGGACCACCAUAAUAAGGUGGAAGAGGGAAACCCAUCCAAAAAGAAGCAUAGAUUACGGCAUCACAGGAAGUCUGCUGUGAAUAGUGAGGGAUCAUGCAGUGUCUUUCCAGGGGAUAGAAAAGUAGAACGCUAA
This is a messenger RNA of Sinocyclocheilus grahami, 1941 nucleotides long. RefSeq lists its product as uncharacterized. NCBI's taxonomy places the organism in Eukaryota, Metazoa, Chordata, Actinopteri, Cypriniformes, Cyprinidae. Gene Ontology annotation, cellular component: plasma membrane. Gene Ontology annotation, molecular function: beta-catenin binding; phosphatidylinositol-4,5-bisphosphate binding. The coding region runs from base 1 to 1941 and encodes 646 amino acids. The transcript has a single exon. Gene Ontology annotation, biological process: regulation of canonical Wnt signaling pathway. The record is from RefSeq and is a predicted model, not a curated record.